CUCAUGGGAAACGCAGUCUUCCUUAAGGCAAAAUCCUACCGCCUUUGUCGCUAAAAUCAACCAAAACUGAAAAGUUACCAAGUGUUUCUUUAAAUUGCGAGAUUUAACACACCGAUACUGCAUUGUGGUUCUAGUGGUUUUGUGACUGAUUGUAUGUUUGGGGAGACCUUCAUACAUCACGAUACUUUAUAGCCCUUCAAAUAGAAAUAGGUUCAUAUGUGAAUACGUAGAAUUAUGGCAAUUGAUGAAAUCCCCUAACUAAAUCACAGAUUGUCGUAAAAAGUGUCAAGAUAGAUGAAGGAGGGUGAGUUCAGGUCAGAGUAAGGAACACUACAGGUAAAAGACAGCCUCCCUGCUCCCUGUCCUAGUGUUUGUUUUAAUGCAUCUCUCUCGCUCACCCUCUCUUUCUUCACCACUACUCCUCCUCUUUCUCCUCACUCCUUCUAAUGCUUCUUCCUUCACUCCACUGCUGUUCAUUUCACACUCAACUUCUCCUCACAUCUGGAUUCAUCAAUCAUCUUCUCUCAUUCUGUCUCCGAGCAUACAAAAGGGGAAUACGUGCAGCAUGUUGCAGGCUGCGGCACUUUGGCUUUUGACACUUGCUACCCAGCUACCUGAGACAACGCAGGGUCCUCAGCAACGCUUUUUGCUCAGGGAGCUGCUGAGAGAUUACAAUCCCAUGGAAAGGCCUGUGGCCAAUGACUCCCACACCCUCACAGUCCACUUCUCCAUCACUCUAAUGCAAGUCAUGGAUGUGGAUGAAAAGAACCAGAUCCUCACCACAAAUAUAUGGCUACAGAUGCAGUGGUAUGAUCACUACCUGCAGUGGAAUCAGUCUGAGUACCCCGGAGUUAAAAACCUUCGCUUCACUGCAGAUCAAGUAUGGACACCAGACAUAUUGCUUUAUAACAGUGCUCACAACAAGUUUGACGCCACCUUUAAGACCAACGUGCUGGUAAACUCCAGUGGGUUCUGUGAGUAUCUGCCUCCAGGAAUAUUUAUCAGCACCUGCAAUGUGGAUGUGCGCUGGUUUCCCUUUGAUAUUCAACGUUGCGAGUUGAAGUUUGGAUCCUGGACAUUCGACGGCUGGCUGCUGGACAUUCAGAUGAAGGAGGCAGAUGUGUCGGGAUACAUGCCCAAUGGAGAGUGGGACCUACUGGAGGUGCCCGGAGGUCGGCACGAGAUUUUCUAUGACUGCUGUGCAGAACCUUACCCCGACGUAACUUUUGUGGUCACCCUGCGCCGGCGGACACUUUAUUACGCUCUCAACCUCCUCAUCCCCUGCGUGCUCCUCUCGUCCAUGACACUUCUCGUCUUCCUGCUCCCAGCCAACUCCGGAGAGAAGAUUAGCUUGGGAAUUACUGUUCUACUUUCUCUGACUGUCUUCAUGUUGAUGGUUGCUGAGAUAAUGCCAGCGACUUCAGAUUCUAUACCACUCAUAGGUCAGUACUUUGCCAGCACCAUGGUGAUUGUUGGGAUGUCUGUAGUGGCUACAGUCAUUGUCCUUCAAUUCCAUCACCACAACCCCAACAAUGGACAGAUACCACAUUGGGUCAACCUAGUUCUUCUGCAGUGGGUACCUUGGUUCCUGAGGAUGAAACGUCCAGGUGAGGGAAUGGAACAUGAUCGUCCACACAGCCAGGCAGAUACUCAAAGCAAGACCCUGUCCUCACCUGCCACUCAACUGACCGCCAUUAUCCCCCAAAGCCUUGCGUCCCUGAGAGCCAGCCUGGCUCAGCUCCAUCACACCCCGCCUCAUGAGUGCAUUUCCCAAGCCGUUAUUCUUCCGCAUGUCAUCCAUAGAGAUCCUAGCCCCAAUCUGCAUCCUCAACCAAACGGUCAUCUGCCUUACAUGGGGUUCCAGGCCUUUCAGUCUACUGCAGAAGUAGAAGGCCAGAGUCACAAUCAGAUGAGGGGCUCCUACGGACCAACGGGCGAAGAUGGAGAAGCUUCAGAUGGAGGGGGAGAUAUUCCGAGUCAUCAACAAUUUUUGUCUGCCAAAUUGCAGGAAACAGCAUCCAUAAACCCCGAGUCGUCAACCAUGUCUCCAGGGUCGGGUGGUUUAGAAGCGGGGACAGGUUCAGGUAGGGCUGCCCUUUCAGACACCCACAGUGGCAUCAUUGGAAGCGGGGCAGUGGACAACCAGCUCAAGGCUCUUCUCACUGAAGUACAGUUCUUAGUGGAACGGGUUCGCGAACAGGACCGGCAGCUCAGUCUAGCUGAACAGUGGCAGUUCGCUGCAGCCGUUAUCGACCGCCUGUGUCUGGUCGGAUUCAGCGUCUUCAACAUAAUCUGCACCAUUGCUAUUCUCAUGGCCGCACCCAACUUUGGAGAAGCUCUGGCGAAAGACUUCCUCUGAGAAGAAAAAAGAUAAAAGAAGGGGUCUUUCAAAGCACAGUCUCUCAAUUUUUCUUUAAAGACACAUUUUGUCGUUUAGAUUGAUGUGAAGAUAUGAUAAGUGCAUGUGCCUGUAAACCCUCUAAUUCCUACUGAUCAUUUCAUUCUCAGGGCAUUGAAGGCUUGAAACUGUACUGUUCUGGUUGUUUUAGAAGACGUUUUACUUCUCAUCCAAGCAGAUGUGAUAACAACACACAAUAUUCAUCCCGCAAAUUAUAAGCACACCACAAUAUUAUCAAUCUUACGGAUACAAAAAAGUUCAGAAAAAUUAAAGAAAAGCCAAUAGUUAUCGGGCCACAUCUUUAAAAGGAACCUCGAACUUAAAGACUUGAAGGCCCUAAUAAACCACAAUUGUUCACUUUUACUAAAAUAUGUUAUUAGAAACACGUAAAAUAUUGCCAUUCAUUAAAGAAUCUAUAAUAUUUAGUACAUGUUUUGACCUACGGAGGGCGCCAUGUUUUUAUACCUGCAAUGGUAUGUCACACUCACUUGACGAAUACUACAGGGUUACUGCAAUUCCUUCUACGCGGCGAGACGUCCAACACAUGCGCUCAUCAAUUAAAAGCGGCAAGUAUGUGUUUUUAUUGAGCCUUUUAUUACCUUUUCAUUACCUCAAAAUACUUUUUGCAUGUGUUUCCCUCUCAUACUUUUAAGCAUGGGUUUUUCUUGUUGUAGUUUUAAAGGAGAUUGUUGAUCUGCUGACCACAUUAGUCACAUAGCAUAUUUGAGCCACCGUUGUUUGAUAUUACUACGUUUAAGUAUUUUCUUAAGGCGUCCUCAGUAUGUUCUGUCCGUAUGCAUCUAAGCAAAACAAGCUGAAAGCGCACAGUAGUACUUUGGGUGUAAAAUUUGCCUCUUGUAGCCGUUUCGCCGGUGUUGCACAUUUUGGCAGAACACAGUUUUUUCCCCUACUUUCAUCUUGUCACAUCCCGUCUUGCCUGUUCAUUUUGCGUUUGCUGCUUGUUUUGUGAUAAAUCGACAGUGCUGUCAUGCUCAUUAAUGUUCCUCUCUGGUUCAAAUUCAAAGGGUUGAACAGAUGACAUGUUUAUGUCACUAGAGUCAUACACUGAUAGCCCGUCAGCGUAACCAUGUGACGUCAUUGCCCUGUGACGUCGACAACAACGGUGACUACUAGUUAAACUAAUUUUACAAAUUGUAUAAAAACUAAAACAUCAAAAGGGGUUUCAAUAUCAAAUUAUUUUAACUCAUAAUAACAUGUCAAGUUCAAAAAUAGACCCUUAGGUAGACAUUUGUAAAAUUACCCAAAAAUAAGGAGAGAAGACACUCAGUUUUCUUGGCCAAGGAGAGCAAGGAGGGACUAGACAGUGAAAUGCUGGAUUACGCUGUAUAGUCACCAAAAUUGAUCUAAAAAAAACCCUCCUUGCUCUUUCUUUUAUUAGGGGUUUGUCCUAACACAGAAGGGUGCCGCCCUAAAGGGAGGGGGAAAGCAAGCUGGAGACACCCAUUUGAUUUUGGCUGGCUAUGUGUGAGCAUGUAGGUGGAACUAACUAAAUACACGUGUGUAAGAAAGGGCACUUAGGUAAAGUGGUCAGAAUGACCCAGACACUUCAGUUAUGCAACGCUGCGGCCAUGGAAGACGUCCUCGAAUGGAAGAUUGUCCUCAAAAGUCUAGACGAAAGUCCAGACGUAAGAUGCUGAAGAUGUCCUAGAAGGUCUAGUUACGCAAUGUUGCGGCCAUAAAGCAAGGCAGUUGUCACCCCGACCCUUUUUAACACUUUGUAACACUUAAACAUUAUACUACAGCCUAGCAUAGCAAGCAAUAAUCAUUUAAUGGUUAUAUCAAAUAAGAAAAAAUAUGGCAAUAUGUAUUAUGUAUGUAUUAGGUAUAUAUGAGCACAAGAAAAUAUUCAAUCAAUCAAGCAAAUAUUCAACCAACCCUCGAUAAUUAACUCAACAUAACGUUUGUCUUUUAAGAACUACAAGUCUUUCCAUCCGUGGAUCCCAUUAAUAUUUGGGUCAAAUAGUUGCCUAUCUAUGCUCGAUACACACUCAUCACUCAGAGUUGAGUUGACAUGCAAAACAUCUUCCAAGACAACCAAAGAAGUUAAAGGGGAAGUUCAGAAUUCUUGACAUUAGGAUUAAUUUUCGAGUUAGCGGGGGGUCUAAUUAGUCGGUGGAGUUGGUUUCAACAAAUUCCGUGCAGUUUCUUAGUUAUUUGUUUUUUGCAGAGCUCCGGAGUGGCUAAGCUAGUGGGAGUCAGUGGUGCUUGCUAGCAUGCCGAUAAAAAACCACAAGCAUGCAUCAGAAUCACCGGUGACCCAUGCAAUCAGAAGUGUUGGUUAUGUUUUCAGGAUAAAGUUAAUUAAAUUUACCAUUGCAGGUCAAUAAUUGUAGUAUGAACAGCAACAUUAGUAAUCCAGCAGCUCUGCAGGCAACAAAAUGUCUGGGCAAGCAGUGGGAAGUGACGUCACCAUUUUUUCACUACAGAUUUUUUUUGGUGGGAACAAAAGGGACUCCCCGUCCCGCAAAUCAAUCACCCCUGAUGCAAUGUACAUGGUUUUGUUUGAACAGUUAGAUCUGUUAAUAUCGUUUUUUUAUUGGCAUGCUAGCAAGCACCAUUGACUUGCACUAGCUUUGCCACU
This is a messenger RNA of Corythoichthys intestinalis (scribbled pipefish), 5000 nucleotides long. RefSeq names its product neuronal acetylcholine receptor subunit alpha-7-like. The transcript has 10 exons. Lineage: Eukaryota; Metazoa; Chordata; Actinopteri; Syngnathiformes; Syngnathidae. The record is from RefSeq and is a predicted model, not a curated record. Gene Ontology annotation, biological process: monoatomic ion transmembrane transport; nervous system process; signal transduction. Gene Ontology annotation, molecular function: acetylcholine-gated monoatomic cation-selective channel activity; acetylcholine binding; acetylcholine receptor activity. The coding region runs from base 380 to 2359 and encodes 659 amino acids. Gene Ontology annotation, cellular component: neuron projection; synapse; plasma membrane.